Molecule: messenger RNA, 1619 nt
Organism: Pseudo-nitzschia multistriata
Lineage: Eukaryota; Bacillariophyta; Bacillariophyceae; Bacillariales; Bacillariaceae
Source: the annotation of a GenBank genome assembly
GAACCGUCUCCCAACCCCUACUCGUACCAUCGCAGCAGCGCAACGAAAUCGCAAUCCCAGAAGCAACAAGGACCACGACAACGAACACAAGAUGAUCUCAACAGCCGCAAGCAACGCCCUUCGAAUGGCCGGCCGCAGAGCCGCAACCAGCAGCCGAUUCGGUGCCUCCCGUCUUUCUUCCACGGUCCACCAGCCAGGCAGCGGAAGCCAGGCCAACAAGGCCCUCCUUGCCACUACGGCGGGAUUGGUCGCCGCCGUUGCAGCCAUGCAGCAGCAGGAAUCCAACAAGACGCAGAAUUUCUUCGGAAAAUCCGCCGCCAAGGCCGUCAAGGAAACCGAAGAAAAGUUCGGAACCUACUGGCCACGCAACAUCAUGAUCUUGUUGUGAGUCUUGGUGCGCCUCAUCGACGCCCUCUUUUGUCGUUGACCACGCGACAGGCUGCGUACCGCGUGGGCGAUUCUCUGCUGCCCCAACAUACGCGUUUUGCGAUGCAUUGUUUAUGAUGGCGUCUCUUGUCUGGGAUCCUUUUGUGAUUUUCUUGAUUUUUGUUCUCAUUCGAAUGGUUUUUUCUAUGGAUCUCCACUCUGUUAUUUAAAAAAAACCGGCUUGCGCCAUGUGACCAACUCUGAACCAAAAAUGCACCGAUCGGAACCAAUUAUUUUUCUUGCCCCGCAAUGAUGCACUGGGAUUUAUUUGCUUGCGAUGAAUGGGAAACCGCACAUGUCUGCAACACUGCAACACGACAACUCGAUUCGAUAUUCCAACGACCCCCAACUCCACCAAACCACAAUCCUCGAACCGAUCCGCACGGCGUGCGAAACACGCCAAACCAAAUCCCCCGCCCCGCCCCGAAACCGAAUCCUCCGCACACCAAUGCUGGCUGGCUUGCUCUCGCUCAGCGGACCCCCCGGUGCCGGAAAGGGAACCCACGGCCCCAAGAUCGAGGACCUCCUGGGCAUCCCCGCCCUCUCCACCGGCGACAUGCUCCGGGCCGCCGUCUCCGCCGGAACCGAGGUCGGCAAGAAGGCCAAGGCGGUCAUGGCCUCGGGAGGCCUCGUCAGCGACGAGAUCGUCGUGGGCAUCAUCCGCGACCGCAUCAAGGAGGAGGACUGCAAGCACGGCUUCAUCCUCGACGGCUUUCCCCGCACCCUGGCCCAGACCAAGGCCCUGGACAAGAUGCUCGCCGAGGAGGGCGCGUGCGUGACCAAGGUGAUCGAGCUGGAGGUCCCCGACUCGGUCCUCGAGGAGCGCAUCACGGGUCGAUGGAUCCACAAAAAGUCGGGCCGAUCGUACCACGUCAAGUACGCCCCCCCCAAGUCGAUGAAGACCGACGCCUCCGGCAAGCCGAUCCCGGAGUCCAUGACCGACGACGCCACCGGCGAGGCCCUGAUGCAGCGACCCGACGACACCGCCAAGGCCCUCACGAAGCGACUGGCGGGCUACCACAACGAGACGGUCCCCAUCCUGAAGCACUACGAACCCAGCGGGAUCGUCAAGGCCGUCAACGCCAACCAGGGCAUGAACGGCGUCUGGGACGAGAUCCUGGCGGCCCUGAAACGGGGAUCGGCCUAGGCGUGGUAUAACGUUUUGUUUUUUUCUGCCAAACACUGUAAUCGAU